Molecule: messenger RNA, 1002 nt
Organism: Caenorhabditis remanei
Lineage: Eukaryota; Metazoa; Nematoda; Chromadorea; Rhabditida; Rhabditidae
Exons: 7
Coding region: 1-1002 (333 amino acids)
Biological process (GO): lipid catabolic process
Molecular function (GO): lipase activity
Source: RefSeq, a predicted model, not a curated record
AUGCUGAACCACGUUCUUAUUCUCUCAAUCAUUGCUUGUGUUGGAGUCAUGGGUGACAUCUUCGGACCACUCUCGGAUCACUUCGUUCAUCAUCUCAACAAACGUCCAAAGAGAAACGACGCAUUGCUCCGUAAAAUCAGCGAAUUCGGAGACACUGGAUCGUUCGGCGGAAAGGUCUUCUCAGAGGAGAAGCUCACAAACACCCCAAUCGUCUUCAUUCACGGAAACUCGGACUCGGCCCUCAAAUUCGGUGAUGCAUCGUUCCAAUCCGGAUGGGAUGAGGUGCUCAAGUACUUCCUCUCCAAGGAUUACACCUUGGCUGAGCUCUACGGUAUCACCUAUGGAGACCGUAACAUUUCGAACUCCUACACCCGACACUUCAAUUGCGAGACUUUGCACCUUCAUCGCCGCUUCAUUGAGUUUGUUCUCCACUAUACCAAGGCGGCUCAAGUCAACAUAAUCGCGCACUCAAUGGGUGUGAGCAUUGCUCGCAAGGUUAUUCAAGGAGGAGAGUUUAUCUCCAAAACUGAGAAGUGUGAUCUCGGACAUGAUCUCUCUCAUCGUAUUGGAACUUUCAUCUCCAUCGCUUCUGCCAACUACGGAAUGUGCCCAUGCCAGCACGCCUUUGCCUUUCCAGCCUGUGGAGUCGAGACUGGAUUCUACCCCGGAUCAUGCUCAGACACCGCCUGCUCCUCUGAGGACCCAAAUGUUUCUGGAACUUGUGGAGAGAUUUCGUACUCCAGCUAUUUGAUGAACUUGAACAAGAACGGAAAGAAAGACGCCACUUUUGUUGCCAGCUUGUGGAGCGAUGACGAUGAGAUUCUCGGAAAAGGAAACAUGGUUUGGGGCCGUAAGACUUCCGUUGUCCCACACUCCGAUAUGCGCAAGGUCUACAAUGAAUUGAGCCACAACGAAGUCAAGACUCUCACCGCCGCCGACCAAUACAACAUCAUCCGUAUGAAUGACCAAAAAUUCAGCGCCACCGAGACCACCGAAUACUAA